GGCUACAGGUUGCUUUCUUUCACCAAGGAAACAUCUUUAUGGAUUAUUUCACUGCAACUCCAUGAUGCUUGGACUUGAAUCACUUCCCGAUCCUAUGGACACCUGGGAGAUUAUAGAGACCAUUGGUAAAGGCACCUAUGGCAAGGUCUACAAGGUAACCAACAGGAGAGAUGGGAGUCUGGCCGCAGUGAAAAUUCUGGACCCCAUUAGCGAUAUGGAUGAAGAAAUUGAGGCAGAAUACAACAUUUUGCGAUUUCUUCCAAAUCAUCCCAAUGUUGUAAAGUUUUAUGGAAUGUUUUACAGAGCAGAUCGCUGUGUGGGUGGACAGCUGUGGCUGGUCCUGGAGCUGUGUAACGGGGGCUCCGUCACUGACCUUGUGAAAGGCCUCCUCAGGAAUGGCCAGCGGUUGGAUGAAGCAGUGAUCUCUUACAUCUUGUAUGGAGCUCUCUUGGGCCUUCAGCAUUUGCACAACAACCAAAUCAUCCACCGUGAUGUGAAAGGGAAUAACAUUCUUCUGACAACAGAAGGAGGAGUUAAACUCGUUGACUUUGGGGUCUCAGCUCAGCUCACCAGCACACGCCUACGGAGAAACACAUCAGUUGGUACCCCAUUCUGGAUGGCCCCUGAGGUCAUUGCUUGUGAGCAGCAGUAUGACUCUUCCUAUGAUGCUCGCUGUGACGUCUGGUCCUUGGGGAUCACAGCUAUUGAACUGGGGGAUGGAGACCCUCCCCUCUUUGACAUGCAUCCUGUGAAAACGCUCUUUAAGAUUCCAAGGUGUCUUAUUAAGGAUUUUGAAAGGCGGCCUUCCGUCACACAGCUCCUGGACCACCCGUUUAUUAAAGAAGCUCAUGGAAAGGUUCUGUUUCUGCAAAAACAGCUGGCCAAGGUGCUUCAAGACCAGAAGCAUCUGAACCCUGUUGCUAAGACCAGGCAUGAAAGGAUGCAUACCAGAAGACCCUAUCAUGUGGAAGAUGCUGAAAAAUACUGCCUUGAGGAUGAUUUAGUUAAUCUAGAGGUCCUGGAUGAGGAUACAAUUAUUCAUCAGUUGCAGAAACGUUAUGCAGACUUGCUGAUUUACACAUAUGUUGGAGACAUCCUAAUAGCUUUAAACCCCUUCCAGAAUCUAAGCAUAUAUUCCCCGCAGUUUUCCAGGCUUUAUCAUGGAGUGAGACGUGCCUCAAAUCCCCCCCACAUAUUUGCAUCAGCAGAUGCUGCUUACCAGUGCUUGGUUACUUUCAGCAAAGACCAGUGCAUUGUUAUCAGCGGAGAAAGCGGCUCAGGGAAGACGGAAAGUGCCCACCUGAUUGUUCAGCAUCUGACUUUCUUGGGAAAGGCCAACAAUCAGACCUUGCGAGAGAAAAUUCUACAAGUCAACUCCCUGGUGGAGGCCUUUGGGAAUGCAUGUACUGCAAUCAAUGACAACUCGAGCCGUUUUGGAAAAUACCUCGAAAUGAUGUUUACACCAACUGGAGCUGUGAUGGGGGCAAAAAUCUCUGAAUAUCUCCUUGAAAAAUCCAGAGUCAUUAAACAGGCAGUGGGAGAGAAAAACUUUCACAUAUUUUACUAUAUUUAUGCUGGUCUUUCUCACCAACGGAAACUUUCUGAAUUCAGACUUCCUGAGGAAAAGCCUCCUAGGUACAUAGCUGAUGGCACCGGGAGAGUCAUGCACGAUAUAACUUCCAAGGAGUCUUAUAGAAGACAAUUUGAAGCAAUUCAGCAUUGCUUCAGGAUUAUCGGGUUCACUGAGAAGGAAGUGCACUCAGUGUACAGAAUUCUGGCUGGGAUUUUGAACAUCGGGAACAUUGAGUUUGCAGCUAUUUCCUCUCAACACCAAACUGAUAAGAGUGAGGUGCCCAAUUCAGAAGCUUUGGAAAAUGCUGCUUUUGUUCUCUGCAUCAGCCCAGAGGAGCUGCAGGAGGCCCUCACCUCCCACUGUGUGGUCACCAGGGGUGAAACCAUCGUCCGUGCCAACACUGUGGACAGAGCAGCCGAUGUCCGGGACGCCAUGUCCAAAGCCCUGUACGGGAGACUCUUCAGCUGGAUUGUGAAUCGCAUCAACACACUCCUGCAGCCAGACAGAAGCAUAUGGCAAGUUCCCCAGGGAAGCAUGGGUUUCAGGAGGCCUGUCUUCAACCCACUGUCUCUGAAGGUUUAUAAGAGGGAGCGUUUGAUCCUCCCUGGGGUUUUCUUUAGCACAGCUCUCAGGCUUUCUCCUUUAAAAGACUCCUGA
This is a messenger RNA of Heterocephalus glaber (naked mole-rat), 2230 nucleotides long. NCBI's taxonomy places the organism in Eukaryota, Metazoa, Chordata, Mammalia, Rodentia, Bathyergidae. The record is from RefSeq and is a predicted model, not a curated record.